This is a messenger RNA of Oncorhynchus gorbuscha (pink salmon), 1616 nucleotides long. It is a transcript of the gene sdsl, whose product is annotated as serine dehydratase-like. The record is from RefSeq and is a predicted model, not a curated record. Lineage: Eukaryota; Metazoa; Chordata; Actinopteri; Salmoniformes; Salmonidae. The transcript is spliced from 7 exons. Gene Ontology annotation, molecular function: pyridoxal phosphate binding; L-serine ammonia-lyase activity; threonine deaminase activity. Bases 295 to 1269 code for a protein of 324 amino acids. Gene Ontology annotation, biological process: L-serine catabolic process; L-threonine catabolic process.
AUGCAAGGGUCAGGGAUAAAUCAUGUACUGAUUGUCGCAGCAAGCUAUCUUGUCACAAAGUUGCACCGCCUACGACUACAAACGGAAUAUUGUUCUACAGCAGCCUACUUCUUGCCUAUUAUUGUCUUGUCAUCCGCAACGGAAUUGCAAUUUUAGUUGACAACGGUACAUUGAGUCUCUCUGUGGAUUGGGCACAUUGGCGAGAAAAGAAAACCUGGAUUUGCACAUACGCAAUUUACGCACUGUCAUUCAAGGGGACAUCGAAUACUUCCAACGUUGUUAUCCUGAGCCCUCAUGGCUAGCCCAAAAGCCUUUCACAUAAAUAGCCCGUUUUUGGAGAGCAUAGACAUGUCAAAACGGAUGGGGACCGAAGUGUAUUUAAAAAUGGAAAGUUCCCAACCAUCCGGUUCAUUCAAAAUCCGUGGUAUCGGACACCUGUGCCAAAAGAUUGCAGGACCAGAGUCCAAAGGAGUUGUUUGCUCUUCAGGUGGCAACGCUGGGAUGGCCACAGCCUAUGUGGCACGUAAACUAAACAUUCCAGCAACUAUCAUUGUGCCUUCAUCCUCUCCUGAGCUGAUUAGGGAGAAGCUAAAGGACCAGGGAGCUACGGUCAGAGUAGUCGGCAAGGUGUGGGAUGAUGCCAAUGAUGAAGCCCUGCGUCUGACCCAGACUGAUGGCCUGACCUAUGUCCCACCCUUUGACCAUCCUCUGCUCUGGCAAGGCCAUGCCAGUAUUGUGAGAGAGAUCAAGGCCUCUCUUCCAUCCAAGCCUGGGGCUGUAGUUUUAUCUGUGGGGGGAGGAGGGCUGCUCUGUGGGGUGGUGAAGGGCAUGAAGGAAGUGGGCUGGGCCAGUGUGCCCAUCAUCUGCAUGGAGACUGAGGGAGCAGACUGUUUUAACGCAGCAGUAAAGGCUGGCAGGAUAGUCACCCUCCCUGACAUCACUAGUGAGGCCAAGUGUCUGGGUUCGAAGACGGUGUGCAGCCAGGCCUUUGAGUACAUUAAGGAGGGCAACAUGAACAUCAUAUCAGAGCUGGUCACUGACCAGCAGGCCUUGCAAGCAGUGGAGACCUUCCUGGACGAGGAGCGUGUGCUGGUGGAGCUGGCCUGUGGGGCUGCGUUAGCGGCUGUGUACUGUGGUGUCAUCCAUAGACUGCAGGGUGAGGGCCGGCUGCCUGUUCCCCUAGCAGGACCCCUAGUCAUGAUUGUCUGUGGAGGGAGCAGCAUCAACCAGGCACAGCUGGAACAUCUCAGGAAGGUCCUCAACAGAUGAACACAGAACAUGGAGCUCCUAGGCUGAGUCUCAAAUGUCACUCUAUUCUCUAUAUAGUUCACUACUUUUGACCAGGGCCUAUAGCCUUGUCCCAUAGUUUAUCAAACAAUAAAAUAUUUGGCUACAGCACAUACAGUACGAGACUAUUGGAUUUCCACCAGCAGGUCAUGGCUCCAGACUGUUUAAAUGAAAGAUUAUGAGGACCGAUACGUAAUUGUUUUUUUAUUGCAGCUCACCCUGUUGUAUACAUUUUCACAAUGUUGACUAAUGCCGCCUCUAAUUUCCCUGCUUUGCAAUCAGUGUCAGAUUUGGAAAAUCUCAUAGAAUAAAAUCUGAUAUACAAUUCA